CUGGGAGGUGAGGCAGCCCGAUCCGCCGCCAAAGCGUGCACGUUGACAUACACACGCCCCCAAAGCCCCCACUACGUUGUCAGAGGCUGGGGACAGAAUUCUAGUUGGUAAUGGACACUUUCCCCUUUCUCAGGCGCCGGGCUUGGUUCCGAGCCGCCGCCUCCUGGGGUUUGACAGCCCGGGUGACCCGGCCGAGGCCUGCGGCGGCCUCCUGCACGUCCCCCAGUCCCGGCGCGGGCGCUGCGACCCCCAAGUAGCCGGGGUAACCCGGCCCUGCCGCGCGCGCGGUCUCUGCCAGCUGCGUUCCUGGGCCGCCCCGGUUGUCGCUGAAGCUGCGCCGCGGGGACCUGGCCUCCCGCUGCCCCCUCAGCCUCGUAGCAAGACUCUCGGAGACUUCCAGUGUGAGGUCUUUCUGCUGGGACCUUUUGACGUCCUCCUGGGGCAGGUGUGAAAUUAAAACUUCAGUAAUGGAGUUAGCCCACAGUUUAUUGCUGAAUGAAGACGCUUUGGCUCAAAUCACUGAAGCAAAGAGACCAGUUUUUAUCUUUGAAUGGUUGCGAUUUCUUGAUAAAGUCCUGGUUGCUGCCAACAAGACUGAUGUAAAGGAAAAACAGAAAAAACUUGUCGAACAAUUAACUGGAUUAAUAAGUAGUUCACCUGGGCCACCUACACGAAAAUUGUUAGCUAAAAAUCUUGCAGCCCUUUAUAGCAUUGGAGAUACUUUCACUGUUUUCCAAACGCUUGAUAAAUGUAAUGACAUUAUCAGAAAUAAAGAUGACACUGCAGCCUACUUACCAACAAAAUUGGCUGCAGUGGCUUGUGUUGGAGCAUUUUAUGAAAAAAUGGGGAGAAUGUUAGGCAGUGCAUUUCCAGAAACAGUAAAUAAUCUUUUGAAAUCCCUGAAAAGUGCAGAGUCUCAAGGGCGAAGUGAAAUCUUAAUGAGUCUACAGAAAGUUCUAAAUGGACUGGGCGGUGCAGCAGCUUCCUGUCAUCGUGAUAUUUACAAGAAUGCCAGGUCCCUCUUAACUGACAGGUCAAUGGCUGUUCGCUGUGCAGUUGCCAAGUGUCUCCUAGAACUACAGAAUGAAGCUGUAUUCAUGUGGACUGCUGAACUGGAAAAUAUAGCCACUCUCUGCUUUAAGGCUUUGGAAAACUCAAACUAUGGGGUACGCGUGGCAGUGUCUAAACUCUUAGGAACAGUCAUGGCUACAGCACUGAUGCCAAAACAAGCAACAGUAAUGCGCCAGAAUGUGAAGCGAGCAACAUUUGAUGAAGUCUUAGAACUCAUGGCCACAGGAUUUCUACGUGGAGGGUCAGGUUUCUUAAAGAGUGGUGGAGAAAUGUUAAAAGUUGGAGGGUCUGUUAAUCGUGAAGUGAGAGUUGGAGUUACACAGGCAUAUGUUGUUUUUGUAACAACAUUGGGUGGUCAGUGGUUGGAGCGUAGCUUUGCUACAUUCUUGUCUCAUGUACUUGAUCUGGUUUCCCAUCCUCGGGCAACGCAAACACAUGUAGAGGCUGUGUACUCCAGACGGUGUGUCUCCUUUAUCCUGAGAGCUACUGUGGGUAGUUUGCUAGGUGAAAAAGCCCAGAUUGCAGCUGCCAAAGAAAUAUGCCAAGCGAUUGGAAAACAAAUGAAAGCAGUAGAAGCAGUAGUGAAUGACACUAGUGGUGAAAAUAAAUCUGGAGCAGCAGACAUUGCAGCAAGCCAGCAUGUGAUGGUCUGUGCCCUGCAGGAGCUUGGAAGCCUGGUGCAGAGCCUAAAUGCCACUGCAUCCCCUCUUAUUCAGGAAGCAUCUAUAGGCCUUUUGGAGACUGUGACUUCAGUGCUUCUUCAUCCAAGCAUGGCAGCCCGACUUGCUGCUGCAUGGUGCUUACGCUGUGUGGCUGUGGCAUUGCCUUUCCAGUUGACACCAUUUCUAGACAGGUGUGCAGAACGGCUCAACAACCUAAAAACUUCACCAGAAGCUGUUAGUGGAUACAGUUUUGCAAUGGCUGCUUUGUUAGGUGGAGUUCAUCAGUGUCCUUUGGGCAUUCCUCAUGCCAAGGGAAAGAUGGUAGUUAGCAUUGCUGAAGAUCUCUUACGAACUGCUGCCCAGAAUAGCAGGCUGUCUUUACAGCGCACCCAAGCUGGAUGGCUCUUACUUGGAGCACUGAUGACUUUAGGACCAUCUGUCGUUCGUUACCAUCUGCCCAAGAUGUUAUUAUUGUGGCGAAAUGUUUUCCCUCGUUCUUUGAAGGAAUUGGAGGCUGAGAAGGCCCGAGGCGAUUCUUUUACCUGGCAGGUAACAUUGGAAGGUCGUGCUGGAGCUUUAUGUGCAAUGAGGAGUUUUGUUGCACAUUGUCCUGAACUCCUAACUGAAGAUGUGAUUAGGAAAUUGAUGACGCCUAUUGAAUGUGCCAUGACUAUGAUGUCACACAUUCCAUCCGUAAUUAAAGCCCAUGGAGCUCAUCUGAAAGCUAGUGCUGCAAUGGUCCGUUUAAGACUUUAUGAUAUCUUGGCGUUGUUACCUCCAAAAACUUAUGAAGGCUCUUUCAAUGCACUUCUUAGAGAACUGGUAGCAGAAUUCACUUUGACUGACAACUCAGCCAACACAACUACUUCCCUCCUCAGAUCCCUCUGCCACUACGAUGAUAGUGUCCUUCUUGGUUCCUGGCUUCAAGAAACUGAUCAUAAAUCAAUUGAAGACCAGCUCCAGCCAAACAGUGCAUCUGGAAGCGGGGCUCUGGAGCAUGACCCUUCCUCCAUCUAUUUACGAAUACCCGCCGGAGAAGCUGUGCCUGGGCCUCUUCCCCUUGGAGUUUCGGUCAUUGAUGCUUCUGUGGCUCUUUUCGGUGUAGUGUUUCCUCAUGUUUCUUUUAAACACCGAUUACAGAUGUUGGAUCACUUUGCCGAAUGUGUUAAACAAGCCAAAGGUGUACGCCAGCAGGCUGUGCAGCUUAAUAUCUUUACAGCUGUUCUUAGUGCACUAAAGGGCCUGGCUGAAAACAAAAGUACUUUAGGACCUGAGGAAGUUCGUAAAUCUGCUCUGACACUGGUUAUGGGGGCUCUUGACAACCCCAACCCCAUCUUGCGAUGUGCAGCAGGGGAAGCUCUUGGAAGAAUGGCGCAGGUGGUUGGAGAAGCAACUUUUAUUGCUAGAAUGGCCCAAUAUAGCUUUGACAAAUUGAAGUCAGCUCGAGAUGUUGUAUCCAGAACCGGCCAUUCAUUGGCUCUGGGUUGUUUGCACCGUUAUGUUGGUGGCAUCGGCUCGGGACAACAUCUGAAGACCAGUGUCAGCAUUUUAUUGGCUCUAGCACAAGAUGGAACAUCCUCUGAAGUCCAGACUUGGUCCCUUCAUUCGCUUGCUUUGAUAGUGGAUUCUAGUGGCCCAAUGUAUCGUGGAUAUGUGGAGCCAACAUUAUCUCUAGUUCUUACUUUGCUGUUGACAGUUCCACCCUCCCAUACAGAAGUUCAUCAGUGUUUGGGUAGAUGCUUGGGUGCUAUAAUAACAACUGUUGGCCCUGAACUACAAGGGAAUGGAGCAACAAUUUCCACAAUUCGUUCUUCUUGUUUGGUGGGUUGUGCAAUAACUCAGGACCAUUCAGAUUCUCUCGUCCAGGCAGCUGCCAUCUCUUGCCUUCAGCAGCUCCACAUGUUUGCACCACGACAUGUCAAUCUAUCUAGUCUUGUUCCUAGCCUUUGUGUUCACUUAUGUAGUUCCCAUUUGUUACUUCGACGAGCAGCUGUGGCAUGUCUCCGGCAGCUUGCACAAAGAGAAGCAGCUGAAGUAUGUGAAUAUGCCAUGAGCCUAGCAAAAAAUGCAGGGGACAAAGAGAGCAGUGGUGCUAAUGUCAGUCCUUUUGCGCCUGGAGUUAGUUCUCGAAGUGAUAUCCAUUGCCGGCACCAAGGUGUUAAUAUAACAGAAACUGGCCUUGAGGGACUUCUUUUUGGAAUGCUAGACAGGGAGACAGACAGAAAAUUGUGUUCUGAUAUUCACGAUACUUUGGGACAUAUGCUGUCAUCACUGGCUGUAGAAAAACUUUCCCAUUGGCUAAUGCUUUGUAAAGAUGUCCUAGCAGCUUCUAGUGAUAUGAGUACUGCAACUCCCUUAAGUAGUGGAAAAGAUGAAGAAUUUGAAAAGAAAGAUGAGAUGGAUGAUGAUACCAUGUUUACCACACUAGGAGAAGAAGAUAAAUCAAAGCCCUUUGUGGCACCUCGCUGGGCCACUCGAGUAUUUGCUGCUGAUUGCCUGUGUCGCAUCAUCAAUUUGUGUGAGAAUGCAGACCAGGCUCACUUUGACCUUGCUAUGGCACGUUCUGCUAAACUGCGAAACCCUACAAAUGACCUCUUGGUACUUCAUCUCUCUGACCUGAUUCGCAUGGCAUUUAUGGCUGCAACCGAUCAUAGUAACCAGCUGCGGAUGGCUGGGCUCCAAGCACUUGAAGACAUCAUCAAGAAGUUUGCGUCUGUGCCUGAGCCAGAAUUUCCAGGUCAUGUGAUUCUGGAGCAGUAUCAAGCUAAUGUGGGAGCUGCUCUAAGACCAGCCUUUUCACAAGAUACUCCAUCAGACAUAAUAGCAAAAGCUUGCCAGGUAUGUAGUACGUGGAUUGGAAGUGGAGUUGUGAGUGAUCUCAAUGAUCUCCGUCGAGUACACAAUCUGCUUGUUUCUUCACUGGACAAAGUUCAGGCCGGAAAAGGAUCUUCCAGCCAACUGUACCGAGAGAGUGCCACAACCAUGGAAAAACUAGCUGUUCUCAAAGCAUGGGCAGAGGUAUAUGUGGUCGCUAUGAAUAUUAAAAAAGAAGCAGAGUCAAAACCAAAAAGAGCAAUUAGAAAUGCCGAUGAUGACGAUGGUGAUUACAGCACCACAGAUGAACUGCCGCCGGAUAGUCUAAUAACACUUGUACAGCCUGAGCUGCCGACACUCAGCCGCCUGUGGCUGGCAUCAUUAAAAGACUACGCGCUUUUAACUUUGCCAGCUGAGUUUGCUAGUCAGCUCCCCCCAGAUGGUGGAGCAUUUUAUACUCCUGAGACUAUUGAUACAGCUAGACUUCACUAUCGGAAUUCCUGGGCACCAGUUCUCCAUGCAGUGGCGCUUUGGUUAAAUAGCACAGGAUUUGCAUGUUCAGAGUCAGCAGAAGCAGCAGCAGUGUCAGGCUUACACAAACAUUCUACACCUGUCAGUUUUAACCAAGCAUCAGGAGCAACGCCUAGUGCUAAAUCUUUGCCAGAAAUGAACAAAGACAGAAUGCAUCUGAUUUUAGGUGUGAGCAUACAGUUCCUUUGUUCCCCAAGACCUGAGGAGCCUGUCGAACAUGUUACAGCUUGUCUACAGGCCUUACACACCUUGCUAGAUUCUCCUUAUGCCCGAAUCCAUAUUGCAGAAGAUCAGCUGAUUGGUGUUGAGUUGCUGAGUGUUUUACACCGCCUCCUGUUGACCUGGAAUCCACCGUCCGUCCAGCUGUUGGUGACUGGAGUUGUACAACAGAUAGUAAGAGCUGCUCAGGAUUAUUUGCAGGAAAAAAGAAACACACUAAAUGAAGAUGAUAUGGAAAAAGAGUCCUGCCCUGUAUUAGGAGAAGGAGGUGACAGUGGUGGUCUUAUUCCUGGAAAAUCUCUUGUGUUUGCAACUAUGGAGCUAUUGAUGUUCAUUUUAGUGCGUCACAUGCCGCAUCUCAGUACCAAGAUGUCGGACUCUCCAAGUCAUGUAGGCACUAAAACUCGACUGUCAGAAGAAAGUGCUCGUUUGGUGGCAGCCACAGUUACCAUACUCUCUGACUUACCAUCCCUUUGUUCACCUGCUGGAUGUAUGACAGUCCUGCCUACGAUUCUGUUUUUAAUUGCAAGAAUAUUGAAAGACACGGCAAUAAAGUCUGCUGAUAAUCAGGUUCCUCCACCAGUCAGUGCAGCUCUUCAAGGGAUCAAAAGUAUUGUGACGCUUUCAGUGGCCAAAACUGAAGACACACAAAAACAGUGGACAGCUCUAAUUCGUAGCACUCUUGCAUGCAUACUGGAAUAUUCUCAACCAGGUAGAGUCAAAAAUUAUACACACUCCAGUUAUAUUAAAACUUCUGUUGGCCACACUGUCUUAUCAGCACUUUCCAUUCAAGGCUACUGUCUCCCAAGUCACUGCUGUGCAGGUAUGAACGUGUUACAUCAGUUCAUUUGUAACUGCGGUGCAAGCAAACAUGGAUGCCCCACUUGUGAUUUGCCUGAAAGAAGAGCAGUGUGCAGUGAUUAAUUUUUUGUGGUCUGAGGGUGUACCUGGUGCCAUUAUAUAUCGAAGACUUUGUGCGCAGUAUGAAGAAACCGUUUUGUCUUGAAGAAGUGCGUUUGAAUGGAUAGAGAAGUUCAAGGAAGGUCACACAAGAGUUAGCCAUCGAGAAGGAGUCUGACGCCCAUCCACAUCCACAGCUGAUGACAGCAUUGAGCAUACAGGUGAAAUGAUUCUAUCAGAUAGACGAAUGACAGUGGAUUAUGUGGCAAAUCAUUUGCACAUCAGCCAUGGCUCAAAGGUUCAACAAUCAACAGUGCUCAUUACAGUGAGAUGCUUAUUGAAGAGCUGAAGCCUAAACUUCGGAUUAAAUGUAGAGGACUGCUACCCAAGGGCACUGUGAUCUUGCAUGACAGUGUCAGUCCACACACUUCUGCCCACACUGUCGACACUCUACAAAAACUUCAUUUGGAGGUGUUAACGCAUCCUCCCUAUAGCCCUGAUCUUGCUCCAUCAGACUUUCACCUGUUUAGUCCCCUGAAAGCAGCCCUAUGAGGACAAAGAUUCACUUGUGAUGAAGAAGUGAAGACAGUGGUGCAUUUGUGGCUCAGAGCCUAAAACAUUUUUUAAAGAGGGAAUAUGAAAGCUUGUUGACAGGUGGACAAAGUGUAUUGAAAAGCAAGGAGAUUAUGUUGAAAAAUUAUGUAUUUGUCUUUCCUAGAAGUAAAUUAAAUUCUACAGCCAAUGUGUGGAUAAUUUUUGACUCACCUGCAUGUGUGUUUGUGUGAGAUAAUGAAUAUUUGCUGAACUUAUGAUAAUUUCAUGAUGUAUGUAAGUCACAUCAUUAUGCUGUACACCUUAAACUUAUAUAAUACUGUGUGUCAAUUAUAUCUCAAUAAAACUGGAAGAAAAAAUUUAAAAAAAUAAAAGAUAGCUGAAAAAAAGAUCAGAAAUAGAAAAUAUUUAUGUCAGUUUUAAUAUCAUUAAUGUACAAAGAAGUCUUAUAGGAAAGAACACGCAUUAGUAAAAAAGGAAAUAGAGAUGACCUCCAAGCGUAUAAAAAAAUUAGCCACAUAAUUAUUAUUUUUUGUUGUUGUUGCAUUGGGUCUUUGUUGCUGCACAUGGGCUCUCUCUAGUUGUGGUAAGCGGGUGCUACUCUUUGUUGCAGUGUGUGGAUUUAGUGCGGCGGCUUCUCUUAUUGUAGAGCAUGGGCUCUAGGCACUUGGGCUUCAGCAGUUGUGUCUCACGGGCUCUAGAAUGCAGGCUCAGUAGUUGUGGCACACAGGCUUAGUUGCUCUGCAGCACGUGGGAUCUUCCCGACCCAGGGAUCAAACACAUAUCCCCUGCAUUGGCAGGCAGAUUCUUUUUUUCUUUUUAUAAAUUUAUUUAUUUAAUUUAUUGGCUGUGUUGGGUCUUCGUUGCUGCAUAUGGGCUUUCUCUAGUUGCGGUGAGCGGGGGCUACUCUUCAUGGUGGUGUGCGGGCUCCUCAUUGCAGUGGCUUCUCUUGUGUGGAGCAUGAGCUGUAGGCACAUAGGCUUCAGUAGUUGCAGCACAUGGGCUCAAUAGUUGUGGCUCAUGGGCUCUAGAGCGCAGGCUCAGUAGUUGUGGUAUGCGGGCUUAGUUGCUCCGCAGCAUGUGGGAUCUUCCUGGAGCAGGGCUCCAACCUGUGUCCCCUGCAUUGGCAGGCGAAUUCUUAACCACUGCACCACCAGUGAAGCCUAGCCUACCUUAUUAUAUAAGCAAGGAAAUACAAAAAAAACCAAAGUAAUAUAAAUUUUUACCUGUAAAACUGAUUAAAAACAAAAUGUAUGUACAGCUGGAAUCAGUACCAGGAGAACAUUUUCAUACUUUGCUGAAGGGAAUUUAAGACAGUUUAAACUUUCAGGGAAUCAAUUCUGCAAGAUAUACACAGAGCCUUUAAGAAUUUAUACUCUUACCUUAUUGAUCAAAAACUUGUGUUCAAGGUUGUCAGUCUAUUUUAUAAUAAUGAAAAUACUAAAGCAA
Messenger RNA from Hippopotamus amphibius kiboko, 8198 nucleotides. It is a transcript of the gene HEATR5B, whose product is annotated as HEAT repeat containing 5B. The transcript is spliced from 34 exons. The record is from RefSeq and is a predicted model, not a curated record. Gene Ontology annotation, biological process: intracellular protein localization; retrograde transport, endosome to Golgi; endocytosis. Lineage: Eukaryota; Metazoa; Chordata; Mammalia; Artiodactyla; Hippopotamidae. Bases 468 to 6221 code for a protein of 1917 amino acids. Gene Ontology annotation, cellular component: endocytic vesicle; membrane; Golgi apparatus.